This is a messenger RNA of Ilyonectria robusta, 1338 nucleotides long. RefSeq lists its product as uncharacterized. Lineage: Eukaryota; Fungi; Ascomycota; Sordariomycetes; Hypocreales; Nectriaceae. Gene Ontology annotation, molecular function: zinc ion binding; DNA binding. The coding region runs from base 1 to 1338 and encodes 445 amino acids. Gene Ontology annotation, biological process: DNA-templated transcription. The transcript has 5 exons. The record is from RefSeq and is a predicted model, not a curated record.
AUGUACCCGUUUCUCGACCGCCCCGCAUUCGAGGAGAGGGCGUUUGGCCAGUCUUUGCCCGAGUAUCUGUCCACAGACAAGGAAUGGUGCGCCCUGUACCAUGCAGUAAUGGGCAUUGGUAGCCUCUACCACGACUGCGGAAGCUUCUCGGCCUUUUCAGGGACAUCUUGGUGUAUUUUUCGCGUGUCGUUGUCCCUAUUCCCUCGACUCGUCUUCGGAAGCCGAGGGCUAGUUACUGCGCAGGCUUUGACGGCAAUGGCCAUCUUUGGCUCUACGUACUCUGCUUUGCCUAUCGAAGAUGUCCUCGUCACCGAGGCUGGGAGAAUUGCCACAUCACUCCAACUAAAUAACGAGGGUGUUGCAUCCGACUCUAGAGUCGAAUUACAGAGAACCUUUUGGGUUAUUUACCACCUGGAAACCCUGUACUGCUUCAACACCGGGAGGUCCGGCACAAUUCCGAUGUCUGACAUCUCAUGUUCUAUUCCAGACACGCCGUUGCCACAGGCAAGAGCGUUACCCUGGAUACGGCUAUUAUCUGAGUACUCCCAAGUGCUUUCACGAACCUAUGAUGAACUCUUUUCAGCCAAAGCCCGCAGCAAGUCGAAGCAUUCUAUCCAAGCGGCGUCUAAUCAGUUAUUUGAGGAGCUGGAGUCCUGGAGACUUUCGAUCCCAGCAGAUCUUCGCCCCGGCUCGCCCAUCCGAAGUCACCGGUGCGGUAAUCUCUUGACGACCUCACUUGCAGUCCAUCUACACUUCUCCUUCCACAAUGCUCGGAUCGCUAUUUUGCGGGCCGCUCUACAAACCUGCUCCGAGGAUACGGAGAAACAUCUUGCCUAUCAACAAUUUCUCGUGGAUUCUGCUCAAGGCAUUGCCGAGUUGGUCCACUUGGUUCCACUGGAGCCCUUCGUGUCCCCCUGGAUACAGUACCACAUGCCACAAUCUGCCUUGUUCAUCCUUUUUGAUCUAAUCAUCGACACUCCGACCCACCCUGAGACGAAGAAGAGGUUGUCCUAUCUGCAAAUUUUAGUUGCUUUCUUCGCCCGGCUGGGGCAUACGACCGGGAGAGAGUCAUUUAGCUCAGUGCCCAGCGAGUUUUUGCAGAUGGCUACAAAGUUCGUCGACGAAAUGCAGUACGAUGGGGUAAGACGCUUGUCGCACGACCAGGCAGUCCAGGAAAACAUCACAAAGAAGUCUCUGGUCCCUGACCCAGGGAUGACCGGAGGUCAAGACUUCAUCACCGAUGACAUUCUGAGCUUCCAGGUAAAAAAGAAACUUCCGCUUGGUCACCAAGACUCAGUUGCUAAAACCUCUACAGAGUUUGCCAUUCAUGCUCUAUGA